Messenger RNA from Pygoscelis adeliae (Adelie penguin), 1401 nucleotides. Its product is annotated as 24-hydroxycholesterol 7-alpha-hydroxylase. The transcript has 12 exons. NCBI's taxonomy places the organism in Eukaryota, Metazoa, Chordata, Aves, Sphenisciformes, Spheniscidae. Gene Ontology annotation, molecular function: steroid hydroxylase activity; iron ion binding; oxidoreductase activity, acting on paired donors, with incorporation or reduction of molecular oxygen. Bases 1 to 1401 code for a protein of 466 amino acids. Gene Ontology annotation, biological process: bile acid biosynthetic process; cholesterol homeostasis. The record is from RefSeq and is a predicted model, not a curated record.
AUGGCUCUUGCUCUCCUCUUGGCAGCAAUCCUGGGACUUCUUAUUGUCAAGGCGGUUUUGUUUCAGCUGAGAAACCCGAGCUCCCCUCCUUGCAUCAGGAGCUGGAUCCCUUGGUUUGGAGCUGCGUUUCAGUUCGGGAAAGCUCCUCUGGAGUUUAUAGAGCAAGCUAGAAGCAAGCAUGGGCCUGUAUUCACAAUAUUCGCUCUGGGAAAACGGUUUACUUUUGUGACUGAGGAAGAAGGAACCGAAGCAUUUUUUAAAUCUAAAGACUUAAAUUUUGAACGGGCGGUACAACAAGCUGUCGAGAAUGCAGUUUCUGUCCCUGCAGAAGCAUUUUAUCAGAACCAUGGUAACCUCUACAGCAUGAUGAAGGGAAAAAUGGGUCCUUCAAAUCUGCACAUGUUCACGGGCACUUUGUGUAAGGAACUACAUGAGCACAUGGCACACCUGGGCACGGAGGGCACAGGCAACCUCAAUGACCUGGUAAGGCAUGUCAUGUAUCCAGCAGUGGUGAACACUUUGUUUGGGAAAGGCAUCUGCCCGACAAGCCAGAGUGAAAUCAAGGAGUUUGAAGAACAUUUUCAGAAGUACGAUGAGGACUUCGAAUACGCUUCUCAGAUGCCUGAGUGCUUCCUGAGGAACUGGUCAAAAUCCAAAAAAUGGCUUCUAAAAUUAUUCGAGAAAGUAGUGUCAGAUGCUGAAAGGACCAACCCUUCAGAGACCACAUCCAAGACACUGCUGCAACAUCUCCUGGAUAACUUGCAAGGAAAACAUCUAGCUCCCAAUUAUGGUCUCCUGAUGCUCUGGGCUUCCCAAGCAAAUGCUGUCCCUAUUGCAUUCUGGACCCUUGUUUUCAUACUCUCUUAUCCUUCCAUUUACAAGAAAAUCAUGGAAGACCUAACUUCUGUUUUUGGCAAAGCAGGUAAAGAUAAAAUAGAAGUCUCUGAAGAGGACCUUAAGAAGCUCCCUUUUAUUAAAUGGUGCACUUUGGAAGCCAUACGGCUGAGGUCUCCAGGUGCAAUCACCAAGAAAGUAGUAAACCCAAUAAGAAUUCAGAAUUUCACCGUCCCUGCAGGUGACCUGCUGAUGUUGUCACCGUAUUGGUUGCACAGGAAUCCAAAAUAUUUUCCUGACCCAGAAAUGUUCAAACCUGAUCGUUGGAAAGAGGCAAAUUUAGAGAAGAAUGCUUUCUUGGACAGCUUUGUGGCAUUCGGAGGAGGGAAGCAUCAGUGUCCAGGAAGGUGGUUUGCUAUCAUGGAAAUCCAGUUGUUCGUUGUGCUGUUCCUGUACAAAUAUGAAUUUGUGCUUUUGGAUGCAGUACCAAAGGAGAGCCCUUUACAUUUGGUGGGGACACAGCAACCCAUGGCACCAUUCCGGGUCCAGUACAAAUGCCGGGAAUGA